AUGGACAAUGCAAAUGGCACCACUUCCUGUAUCCAAAACUCACAUUCUUCUUCCGUUAUUGCGAGCCCUGACGCAACCUUAGGGCGCCAUUUAGCCCGAAGGUUACUUGAAAUUGGCGUUGAGGAUGUUUUCUCAGUGCCUGGUGAUUUCAACCUCACACUUCUUGAUCACCUAAUUGCUGAGCCAAGGCUUAAGAAUGUUGGUUGUUGCAAUGAGCUUAAUGCUGGAUAUGCUGCUGACGGGUAUGCGAGAUCUCGAGGCGUUGGUGCGUGUGUUGUCACGUUCACUGUGGGUGGGCUUAGUGUGAUUAAUGCUAUUGCUGGUGCUUAUAGUGAGAAUCUUCCUAUUAUCUGCAUUGUUGGAGGUCCUAAUACUAAUGACUAUGGAACUAAUAGAAUACUGCACCAUACUAUUGGAUUGCCUGAUUUCAGCCAAGAACUUAGGUGUUUUCAGACUGUUACAUGUUAUCAAGCUGUGAUAAAUAACUUGGAGGAUGCACUUGAACAAAUUGAUAGAGCAAUUUCUACUGCUCUAAUAGAAAGAAAGCCAGUAUAUAUUAGUAUCAGUUGCAAUUUGCCAGCCACCCCUCAUCCAACAUUCAGCAGGGAUCCCAUUCCAUUUUUUCUAUCACCUAGGCUAAGUAGCAAGAAGGGGUUGGAAGCUGCAGUGGAUGCAGCAGUGGCCUUUCUAAGCAAGGCAGUAAAACCAGUCAUGAUUGGAGGGCCAAAGCUAAGAGUAGCUAAAGCUUGUGAUGCUUUUGCUGAACUUGCUGAUUCUUCUGGUUAUGCCAUGGCAAUGAUGCCAUCAGCAAAAGGGCUAGUAGCAGAACAACACCCUCACUUCAUUGGCACUUACUGGGGUGCGGUAGGCACAUCCUAUUGCGCGGAAAUCGUUGAAUCAGCUGAUGCUUACUUGUUUGCUGGUCCGGUUUUUAAUGAUUACAGCUCUGUUGGGUACUCACUUUUGAUCAAGAGAGAAAAGGCGUUAAUCGUGCAGCCUGAUAGAGUUGUAAUUGGAAAUGGACCAGCAUUUGGUUGUGUCCUAAUGAAAGAUUUCCUAUCUGAACUAGCAAAGAAAGUAAAGAAAAACGAAACUGCUUAUGAUAACUAUCGUCGGAUCUUUGUUCCUGAAGGAACUCCUCCAAAGCCGGAGCCUAACGAACCUCUAAGAGUCAAUGUUCUGUUCCAACAUGUACAGAAGAUGCUUUCAGCUGAUACAGCUGUGAUUGCUGAGACAGGGGAUUCUUGGUUCAAUUGCCAGAAGCUUAAGUUACCAGAAGGAUGUGGGUAUGUGACUAAUAAAAGCUUAACAGCCUGGUAUCCAUUUUAUUUUGAGUCAUUAGACGUAAAAAGUUCGUGUUGCAGGUAUCAAUUCCAGAUGCAAUAUGGCUCCAUUGGUUGGUCUGUUGGUGCUACUUUGGGCUACGCACAAUCUGUACCCAAAAAACGUGUCAUAUCUUUCAUCGGUGAUGGAAGUUUUCAGGUUACUGCACAAGACGUGUCAACAAUGAUUCGUUGUGACCAAAAACCUAUCAUUUUCUUGAUUAAUAAUGGUGGUUACACCAUUGAGGUUGAAAUCCACGAUGGGCCUUAUAAUGUGAUCAAGAACUGGAACUACACUGGUUUGGUGGAUGCACUUCACAAUGGUGAAGGCAAUUGCUGGACCCAAAAGGUAAGGACGGAAGAGGAGCUGACAGAAGCAAUCGCAACUGCAACUGGAGAGAAGAAAGAUUGCUUAUGUUUCAUUGAAGUUAUUGUUCACAGGGAUGAUACUAGCAAAGAAUUACUUGAAUGGGGAUCUAGAGUCUGUUCUGCCAAUGGACGUCCACCAAACCCUCAAUGAGUCUGCUAGAUUA
Solanum tuberosum (potato) is the source of this 1855-nucleotide messenger RNA. RefSeq names its product pyruvate decarboxylase 2. The coding region runs from base 1 to 1842 and encodes 613 amino acids. The record is from RefSeq and is a predicted model, not a curated record. Gene Ontology annotation, molecular function: magnesium ion binding; pyruvate decarboxylase activity; thiamine pyrophosphate binding. Gene Ontology annotation, cellular component: cytosol. The transcript is spliced from 5 exons. Lineage: Eukaryota; Viridiplantae; Streptophyta; Magnoliopsida; Solanales; Solanaceae.